AUGGUGGAGCUGGUGGCCACGCGUGCCGAGUGCACCGCAUCUACCGCGCUCCGAUGCGAGGUGAGCGCGCUCCAGUGGAGCCCCACCAACGGUGCGCUCGCUUGCGGCGGCUUCGACGGCCGCGCGCACCUCCUCAAGCCGUCCGGAGAGCUCCUCGGCGUCAUCCCCCAGGCCCCCGAGGACGUCGCCGAGGCGAACGGAGCGAUCAACGCGCUGGCGUUCAGCAAGGGCAGCCGCUACCUCGCCACCGGCGGCGCCGACGCCGAGGUGGUCAUCUGGGACCUCAAGCGCAAGUCAAAGCUCAAGACCCUGUCCGGGCACGUCGACGAGGUCAACGCCGUCGUCUACUCGCCCGGCGAUCAGCACGUGGCGUCGGGCGGCGCUUCGGGCGCCGUGCUCCUGCACUCGCCCGUCUCGGGUCUCGCGGUGGGCGAGAUGCGCGUCGUAUCCGACGUCCCGGACGCCGACGGCGGCAUCACCAGCCUGCACUACUCCCCGCACCGGCGGCAGAUGCUCGCGAGCUCGUCGAUGGACGGGAGGGUCCAGCUGUGGGACACCGGGAUACGUCGGCUGGGUCAAAACUUGCAGGCGGCGGCGGGCGCGUCGCCGUGCUGGCAGGCGUCCUUCUCGCCAACCGCGUCCGGCCUCGUCGCCGCCGCGUGCGGCGACGGGCGGGUCACCUUGCUCGACGUCAACGCCCCGGGCGCGUCCAAGGGCGUCGGGUCCAUCGCGCUCGGCGCCGAGGCGAGGUGCUUGUCGUGGCGAAGCGACGGCGGCGUCAUCGCGGCGGGCGCGGCGGAUGGCCGGGUCGUGUGGAUCGAUCCGAGGAUGCUGUCGUCCUCACUCGGGGCCGGGUACGGCGGCGCGGGGAGCGCGGUGCUGUACACGACCGCCGCACACGUCGGCGCCGCGCGGAGAGGCGGCGUGCGCGCCGUCCGGUGGCAGCACGCCGCCGACGGUGGCGCGGCGGCGCAGCUCGCGGCGGCUGGCGAGGCGACCACGCCGACGCCGAUGCGCGCGACGCGGCCGGCGCCGUUCGCGUCCACCCCGGCAUCUUCCGAUUUGGGACGCGAUCUCGCGUUUCCGUCCCCGGCGGUGGCGCUGCCGACGGGUAAGGAGAACGUGGUGGAUCCGGGUCGGAUGGAGGCGAUGAAGGAGGAUUCUCGGCGCCGUGUCGAACGGUUGAUGUCGGCGCGGGCGGCGGGCGGGACGCCCGAGUCGGUAGCGGCGGCGGCGAGACCGAGCCUCGGGGACGAUGUCGCCGCGUCGCCGCUCGCGCUGACGCCUUUGCAGGCGAGGGUCGGCGGCGGGUCCGCGCACCACGAGCCGCUCGGGUCGAUGGCGUCCUUGCGGGAGAUGCUGCGGGAGAUGGCGGCGGAGCAGCUCGAGGAGCAGCGGCGAAUGAUUCACGCGGAGGUUAGAAACGUUCACGUCGAGCUCAUCAAGCAGUUUCAUACUUUGCAGGAGGAGCAGAUCGCCAUGUUCGAGGAGCUGAGGGGCGCGCAGAGGGAGCUCGCGAAAGAGGUGGCCGCGCUGAAGAAAUCUCAGGGCGAGUUCGUCAGGCGGUGA
Micromonas commoda is the source of this 1569-nucleotide messenger RNA. RefSeq lists its product with no specific name. Gene Ontology annotation, cellular component: kinetochore microtubule. Gene Ontology annotation, molecular function: protein binding; gamma-tubulin complex binding. Bases 1 to 1569 code for a protein of 522 amino acids. The record is from RefSeq and is a predicted model, not a curated record. NCBI's taxonomy places the organism in Eukaryota, Viridiplantae, Chlorophyta, Mamiellophyceae, Mamiellales, Mamiellaceae. The transcript is spliced from 2 exons. Gene Ontology annotation, biological process: regulation of mitotic spindle organization; regulation of microtubule nucleation; positive regulation of cytokinesis.